Nothoprocta perdicaria is the source of this 808-nucleotide messenger RNA. RefSeq names its product membrane associated ring-CH-type finger 4 (gene MARCHF4). The transcript is spliced from 4 exons. The coding region runs from base 1 to 759 and encodes 252 amino acids. The record is from RefSeq and is a predicted model, not a curated record. Gene Ontology annotation, biological process: protein ubiquitination. NCBI's taxonomy places the organism in Eukaryota, Metazoa, Chordata, Aves, Tinamiformes, Tinamidae. Gene Ontology annotation, molecular function: zinc ion binding; ubiquitin-protein transferase activity.
AUGGCCCUGCCAUCUCCAGGCUUGGGUGCUCAGAAAGACCAGGGGGAGUUGUUGAGCCCGUGUCGAUGCGAUGGAUCGGUGAAAUGCACACACCAGCCAUGUCUGAUCAAAUGGAUUAGCGAGAGGGGCUGCUGGAGCUGUGAGCUGUGYUACUACAAGUAUCACGUCAUUGCCAUAAGCACAAAGAACCCUCUGCAGGUAAAGUGGCAAGCCAUCUCUCUGACAGUCAUUGAGAAGGUUCAGAUAGCAGCGGCCAUCCUGGGUUCCCUCUUCCUCAUCGCCAGUAUCUCRUGGCUCAUCUGGUCGACCUUCAGUCCUUCAGCCAAAUGGCAGCGCCAGGACCUGCUCUUCCAGAUCUGCUAUGGAAUGUAUGGCUUCAUGGACAUUGUCUGUAUAGGUCUAAUAAUACACGAAGGGCCCUCGGUUUACCGGAUUUUUAAGCGGUGGCAGGCGGUCAAUCAGCAGUGGAAAGUGCUGAACUAUGACAAAACAAAGGACAUGGAGGAGCAAAAAACAGGGACCAGGACAAACCAGCGCCCUUCCUCCCAAACCACCCACUCGUCCUCCACCGGUGGUACAGCCACUAACUCCGCGCCAGCCGACAGCGGGGCCCGGGCUGCCGGCCAUGCCACAGGCACCCUCUCUGACCACCACUGUGCUUACACCAUCCUGCAUAUACUCAGCCACCUGAGGCCUCACGAACAGAGGAGCCAGUCUAGUAGUAACAGAGAGCUCGUCAUGAGGGUCACGACGGUCUGAGCCUAGGAAUUCAGGAGGCCUUAACGCGGAGUGGAGGAGACCAAGAACU